UUUCAAGUUGUCUGGCUUGUAUUCCUGGUUUUGGGCUCGAAGGCCAGCAAGAGACCGCAACUACGGGUGAACCUGUGGGAAUCAUGGAAAAGAGAACGAACCGUAAGGUGGGCGUCGAUACAACCUCGGACAUGAAGAUCCUGGAUGCCGAGAAAGAAUCACCUGACUACUCCGUGUUCACAGUUGACGCGCUGAAAAUGAUGAAUUCGGGCAAUCAAUACCCGCGACUCAGCAAGCCUAAGAAAGGCCAAUUAAUCCUGGUCAAGAGCUCAGACGAGCAGAGCAAGAGAAAGCGCCAAGGCAUUUUCCCAAGCCUGCCAAAGGGACCCACGAGUCUGGUCCACAGCAAAAAGAAGCAAGGCCUUUCACCUGCUGUAUCCAGGGCCGUGUCCGCCAUGCAAACCGCUCUUGAAAGGUUCAAGUCGGAGGAUGAUUCCCCCGUGACAGCGGGCAGCAGUGUAUAUCAGCGCGAAGGCGCAAUGUCUACCCUCCUUGGCGUGCAGAAUUGGGAGGAUGUCAUUGAAGGCAGGGAGGCAACAAGGGCAGACACCGCAGCUGAUGCGAGAGAGAUGGCUGACCCCGCCACCUCCACCCCCUGGACCUUCCGCAUGUCUCCUGCCUCCUCCUCCUCCUCCUCCUCCUCCUCCUCCUCCUCCUCCUCACAAGAGGACACCACAAGCCACAGUUGCCACAGCCCCUCCCAGGCUCCUGCAAGCCCCAGGCCGCCAACCCCCGACCUGGGUAUUACUGGCAUCGGCUAUGGAGGCCCUAGCCAGCGGCAGCUUGACAAGAAGUAUGUCCUGCAGAACUGGUUCAAGAGAGGCGUGGCGGAGAAGAAAGCACCGUCCGAGUCAGAGAAGCUUCCCAGAAACGCCGCACCCUUUCUGAUUGAAGACCCGGUUGCCUGGGAGAUUGACUUGGCCGACAAUCCAUGUGACGAGGCGCGUCGCCAACGACAGCAGAGAAAGCAAAUGAAGAUCAACAAGCUCCGACAGCAGCUCAAAAGCAAGAGCACCGCUGACCAGCCUGACGAGAGACUGCGCAGCAACGGAGCUACAUCUGCCGUCAUGUGGGAGAUCGACUUUGCAGACGAGCGAUCUAGGGAGUCCCACCAGAAGCGACUGACCAAGCGACAGAAGAAGCUCAAGGAACUUGCCAAGAAGAAGAAGGCUGCCGCUAAGUAUGGUGAAAGAUCACAGGGUCCUCGCAAACCACCUACUCCAUGCGACAUUUACGACGGACAAGACUUCAAGGAUGCGCUAGACUUCUAAAUUCUAACCUCUAAAGGACCUCUAAAGAUAUUUUGCUUUACAACCCUGCUUAGAUCAUGCCUUAUUAUCACGCUAAACAAUUUGUCGUAUUGUAUAUAGAUUGGAUCGUUACUCGUAUAUUUAAAUUAGAAAAUCAAAACAUCAAAAUCA
Nematostella vectensis (starlet sea anemone) is the source of this 1421-nucleotide messenger RNA. RefSeq lists its product as uncharacterized. The record is from RefSeq and is a predicted model, not a curated record. The transcript is spliced from 3 exons. NCBI's taxonomy places the organism in Eukaryota, Metazoa, Cnidaria, Anthozoa, Actiniaria, Edwardsiidae. Bases 84 to 1271 code for a protein of 395 amino acids.